Molecule: messenger RNA, 1714 nt
Organism: Emys orbicularis (European pond turtle)
Lineage: Eukaryota; Metazoa; Chordata; Testudines; Emydidae
Gene: DHDDS
Product: dehydrodolichyl diphosphate synthase subunit
Exons: 9
Coding region: 119-1120 (333 amino acids)
Biological process (GO): polyprenol biosynthetic process
Cellular component (GO): endoplasmic reticulum; dehydrodolichyl diphosphate synthase complex
Molecular function (GO): ditrans,polycis-polyprenyl diphosphate synthase [(2E,6E)-farnesyl diphosphate specific] activity
Source: RefSeq, a predicted model, not a curated record
GAACACGUCACCCUGCUCGGGAAGCUGCUGAGAGGCUGGGCGCCGGAGGGAGAGAUCCUCCUGAUUUAUUUGUCUCUCUUCUCAUCUUGCCCCUCAAAAAGAGGCUGUGGGUAAGGCCAUGUCAUGGAUCAAAGAAGGAGAGUUGACCAUCAUAGAGAGAUUUUGUGCCAACAUUAUAAAGGCAGGUCCAAUGCCCAAGCAUGUCGCAUUCAUCAUGGAUGGGAAUCGCCGUUAUGCUCAGAAGUGCCACGUGAAGAGGCAGCAGGGGCAUUCAGAGGGCUUCGACAAACUGGCACAGACACUGCGGUGGUGCUUGAAUCUGGAUAUCCGGGAGGUCACGGUCUAUGCAUUUAGCAUUGAGAACUUUAAACGCUCCGAGGAGGAGGUGGAUGGGCUGAUGGAGCUGGCGAGGCAAAAAUUUAGCCGCCUGCUGGAAGAACAGGAGAAUUUGAAGAAGCAUGGUGUGCGUAUCCGUGUCCUUGGGGACCUGCCACUUCUGCCACUGGAUAUUCAGGAAUUGAUUGCCCAGGCUGUGCUGGCAACCAGGAACUACAACAAAUGUUUCCUGAAUGUCUGCUUUGCAUACACGUCAAGACAUGAAAUCAGCAAUGCAGUGAGAGAGAUGGCCUGGGGAGUGGAACAAGGACUACUUGAACCUAGCGAUGUGUCAGAGUCAUUGCUCAAUAAAUGUCUCUACACCAACAACUCCCCCAACCCAGACCUCCUGAUACGAACCUCUGGAGAGGUCCGGCUUAGUGACUUCUUGCUCUGGCAGACAUCCCACUCAUGCUUGGUCUUUCAGUCUGUGCUGUGGCCGGAAUAUUCCUUCUGGAACUUGUGUGAGGCUAUCCUUCGGUUCCAGAUGAACCACAGCGCUUUACAGAAGGCCAGAGAUUUGCACAUGGAGGAACUGAAGCGGCAGCAGCUGGAAAGUGAUCAGGCUUAUGUAACAAACAAGCUGCAACAGGAAGGGUCUGCAUCCCAUGGAGACUCUCAGCGCCGACGGACACUAUUGCAGAAAUACACUGCCCUGCGGGAAGAGAGAAUCCAGGGCUUUCUGCAGGCCCUAGAGCACAAAAGAGUGGACUUCCUUGAAAGAUUGUGUACAGUGUCUGCAUGACCUGGAUAGGCCUUGAGACGGUGAAUAUGAGCAGUGUUAGAAAUAACACUACUGCUAGGCCAGAGGAAUUCACUAUGUGGGCGGUGGGGGUGGGGGGUUCCACACUGGCGAUGCAAGACUGGUACAAGAUUUUAUAUCCAAAGUGGCACUAUCCAAAGGGCAGAGGCUGAGUACUAAGUACUACUUCUGUAAAUGCCACUGGGGAAGGUAACGUGUCAGGAUGGUCUUGCCUCCUGCCACUAAAAAUGGAGAAAGGAAUGCAAUGCCCCCUCUCUUCUCUGCUGCCUGACACUUUGCAUCUCUGGGUAUUUUUGUGACCAGCAAUUGACUAGAAUGAACUUCCAAUGUGGUUAAGUCCCCUUGUGAGUCAGCUGAGGCAAAGCAACCCAAUUCUCUCUUAAAUCUGCCUUGGGACCCUGUGCUUCAAUUCCUACUGCCAUUUUCAGUGAGAUUUGUUUAUUAUAACAACAUGGGUGGUCAGCUCUUCCAAAGAAGCAUGCUAUUCCCAUUCUUUGUGGAAAGAAUUGUUUAUGGUGGUGACAUGCUAUGAGCUGUGGCAAAAAAUAUUCUCCAUAAAUCAUUUUCUUGUCGAAU